AUGCUUAAGUUCUAAGAUCUGACUGAGAUUAAUUGCUACCAAAAUAAUCUGAUUGAAGUUCGAGCACUUCAUAAAUUUAUGAUGUGAGAUAAUAUGCAGUUAUCAUUUGAAAAUAUAAAAAAAAUACCAAAAAAAAAUUUUACUAUUGUCUAAAUAUACAUUAGCUUCUGGUAGUGAUGAUGAGUCUAUCCGUCUAUGGGAUGUCAAAACAGGAUAAUAAAAAGCCAAAUUAGAUGGUCAGACUAAUUGGGUCUACUCAGUCUGUUUCUCUCCUGAUGGAAAUACAUUAGCUUCUGGUAUUGAUGAUAAGUCUAUCCGUCUUUGGGAUGUCAAAACAGGAUAAUAAAAAGCCAAAUUAGAUGGUCAUACUAGUUAUGUCUUCUCAGUAUAUUUCUCUCCUGAUGGAAAUACAUUAGCUUCUGGUAGUUAUGAUAACUCUAUCCGUCUAUGGGAUGUCAAAACAGGAUAAUAAAAAGCCAAAUUAGAUGGUCAUAGUGGUUGUGUCUACUCAGUCUGUUUCUCUCCUGAUGGAAAUACAUUAGCUUCUGGUAGU
Paramecium pentaurelia is the source of this 553-nucleotide messenger RNA. Lineage: Eukaryota; Ciliophora; Oligohymenophorea; Peniculida; Parameciidae. The record is from the annotation of a GenBank genome assembly.